Molecule: messenger RNA, 1338 nt
Organism: Didymodactylos carnosus
Lineage: Eukaryota; Metazoa; Rotifera; Eurotatoria; Philodinida; Philodinidae
Source: the annotation of a GenBank genome assembly
AUGUUUUCCAUCGUCGACAGCAAACGUAAAAAAGCAGUUUUAAUUUUAAACGGUUAUCGUUAUACACAAGAUCGGGUAAGAAAUAAUAACACAUAUUGGAAAUGUGAAGAUCGUUCAUGUACUGGUCGUGCAUCACAAAAAUGUUCGGAUGAUCCAAAAGAAACACAACAACAUAGUCACAGUCCUAACCAAGAUCAAUGCAACGUUGAAGAAUUUACAGCAAAUGUAAAGAAACGCAUUAGAGAAGAACCAGAACCAGUAAGAAAAAUAUUUAGACAAGAAUUAGUUAAACUGCAAACAAAAAAUCCUGCACGAAACGAAAGUUUCCCUCCACCACCUAAAACUUUGGCUGAUGUGAAAGUAGAUGGUAAGUGGAAUCAAACAUUAAAUAAUGAACCGUUUUUGUUACCAGAUACUCAAAAUCUAAUAUUUGGAACAAUAGAAUCUCUAGAUGAAUUAAGUAAAAGUGAGCAUAUAUUAAUGGAUGGAAUAUUUCAGUCAUGUCCUGUUCCAUAUUAUCAAGUUUAUACAAUACAUAGUGUGAAUGAUGGUCUAUCGUCAUCAAAAUUAUACUCAUUACUUCCUCGUAAAGAGAAAAACACUUACAUUUCUUUAUCUCAAGAUAUCCAAAACGUAUGCUAUCGAAAUAGUAUUACUUUAAAUUCAAAAUUUGUCACAUUAGAUUUUGAACAAGGUGCUAUAUCUGCAUGUGAAUUAUUAUUUCCAAAUGCCAAGAUCAAAGGUUGUAAUUUCCAUUUUAAUAAAUGUUUCUACAUAAAAUUACAAAAUUUAGGUUUUCAGUCUGCAUUUAUUAAUUCUAGUGCCAAUGAUGAUCCGAAUGAAAUUAAUGUUAGAAAUCUUUACAGAAAAACUUCUGCAGUAGCAUUUAUGCCACCAACUACUGUGAAAGAUUUAUGGAGUCAAACAAUGGAUGAGUAUGAUACUAUUAAUGGAAUCACGCCUUUUUUUGAUUAUGUCACUGAAACUUGGAUUGAAGAUAGCUUAUUUGAUAUUUCUUUAUGGAAUUAUUAUGAUUUUCCCAGUUGUCGAACCAAUAACAAUGUUGAAGGUUGGCAUUAUCGACUUAACUCAUCACUUAAUAAUGUUGCUCAUCCCGGUUUUUAUACAUUUAUCCAAUCAAUCCAAAAUGAUCAUGCAUAUAAUAUAGCCUUGAAAAAAAUUUGUACAAAGCAAAAUAGUUUACCGCCACGUAAGAAAUUAUAUGUUAAUCGUAAUCACCGUUUACAUAAUUUAGAAGAUAGAUAUAAACGACACAGUAUAAAUUUAAAUGACUUUUUGUGUAGGGUAUCAAAAACAAUAGGUGUUAAAAAGUUUUGA